UUUUUAUUUUUACAUUAACUUGUAUUUAGAAAGCAUUGAUAUUAUCAGAUGAAUCGGAUCCACAUUAUUCUUACACAAUAAACGAAUUGAUGAAGCCAAGUUGAUAAGCUUUUGCCGAAUUUAUAUAAUACAAAUUAGAAAAGUAUAAAAUGGUAAAAUAUGAAUCGGUAAAUCAACAGUUCGCCGGUACAUCCCGUUAGCGACGGUUCCUCCUAAGUUUUUAAAAAUGUUCUCUAAGAUGUUCAUCUUCAUUUGCAUCGUCAGCUUCACCUCCGCUGUCCUAAUUGACACUAGUGAUGGACUUAAAGAAGAGUCCUACAGUUCAGAUAGCGCAAAUGGAUGGCAGUCGGUAAAAUUGUAUCCGGCUAAGCCGCUUUUCAAAUACGAUACAUACGCCUAUCCAAAAUAUGAGUUUGAAUAUGCUGUAUCAGACAAGAAGACUGGUGAUCACAAACAACAUCACGAGACUAGAGAUGGACACAGAGUUCGAGGGGCGUACAGCCUUGUAGAACCUGAUGGCUCUCUUAGGAAAGUGGAAUAUGAUGCCGAUGAUCAUAAUGGGUUUAAUGCCGUGGUGAGUAAGAGUGUGCAUAAACAUGGCGAUCACGCUUUCUCUAUUUUCGGUCACACAAGACAUUUCUUACCCAUUGGAAGCGGCAUCAAGAUUAACCAGUUUUUCCCAAGCAAGAAUUAUCAUUAUCAAGAAUUUAAAGCCAGCAGUGACAAUGCUGAAGAUAAACCUGUUAACGAACAACAAGUCGAUGCUAAAGAAGAUGAAUUGAAUAUACAAAACGAGACCGAAACUACCGAGAAGUCGAUUGUCGAGGCUGAACAUAAUACAGAGACUGUAGAACAAGCUGCUAGAGCAGAGUCAGUAGAAGUUCCAGUUAAAGCAAUUGAAGCAUCUUUACCUGUUGCCAUUAAGGAUGAGAACAUUAACAAAGACGCAGAAAUUGUUAGCCCAAUGCCUAUUGUAGAAAACUCUGCUGCUUAUCCUAGUAAACUAAUUGACAACAACAAGGUACACAACCACCAUCAUCAAGAAAACCACCAUGAUCAUACUGACUCUGAAGUAGCAUCAUCAUAUUAUCACUCGAAAAUAUAUUACGUAGGUUAUUAAUUCCGAAAAACUUAUUAAAUAUUUUCACGUGUCAUACUAUAUAAUUCUUUUUAAAUAUUUAUGAAUUUAGAAAUUGUAAUAUGUAGGUAAAAUUGUUAUUGUUGAAAAUAAAAUUGUUACAUAA
Molecule: messenger RNA, 1244 nt
Organism: Bicyclus anynana (squinting bush brown)
Lineage: Eukaryota; Metazoa; Arthropoda; Insecta; Lepidoptera; Nymphalidae
Gene: CPR94
Exons: 4
Coding region: 227-1120 (297 amino acids)
Cellular component (GO): extracellular matrix
Source: RefSeq, a predicted model, not a curated record